Cooperia oncophora is the source of this 1440-nucleotide messenger RNA. Lineage: Eukaryota; Metazoa; Nematoda; Chromadorea; Rhabditida; Trichostrongylidae. The record is from the annotation of a GenBank genome assembly.
AUGAUGGGUGAUUUGCUCACUGGAAAAGCUGAUGUCGCUGUCGCCUCACUUACAAUCAACCAGGAGCGCGAACGAGUGGUGGACUUCUCAAAGCCGUUUAUGACCACUGGUAUUUCCAUCAUGAUCAAGAAACCGGACAAACAAGAAUUUUCAGUCUUUUCAUUCAUGCAACCGCUCAGUACUGAGAUUUGGAUGUACAUCAUUUUCGCCUAUAUUGGUGUGUCAGUAGUUAUUUUUCUGGUGUCGCGCUUCUCACCUUACGAGUGGAGGGUUGAAGAGACAGCUCGAGGCGGAUUCACAAUUUCCAACGACUUUUCAGUGUACAAUUGCCUUUGGUUCACACUGGCUGCUUUCAUGCAGCAAGGAACAGAUAUUCUACCGAGAGCCGAUCGUCGUUGUUGCCUGAAUCAACCGGCGAAUCCGACUAAGUCUGAGAGUCGUCCAAUUCUGGACGAUCGGGCGUCGUCGCGUUGGUGGUUCUUCACGAUGAUCAUCGUCUCGUCAUAUACUGCAAACCUGGCCGCUUUCCUGACGCUCGAAAAAAUGCAAGCGCCGAUUGAAAGUGUUGAAGAUCUUGCCAAACAGACAAAAAUCAAAUACGGUAUUCAGGGUGGAGGAUCGACAGCGUCGUUUUUCAAGGUGAAACCGUCGUUCAGUUCAUUUCACAUAGAGACUGACAGGAAGGAAGUUCUCAAGAACACGUCUUGCAGUACUCGUCGGUACAAAUCUACCAACGAAUGUGGCGCUACAUGGAAUCCCAAGUACCGUCAGUGUUUGUUCUCCAGCUACGCAGAGGGUAUCGAAAGAGUUCGUAGUCAUAAAGGGCGGUACGCGUUUCUUCUUGAGGCCACCGCUAAUGAGUACGAGAAUACGCGGAAGCCUUGUGACACAAUGAAAGUCGGUGCGAAUUUGAAUAGCAUCGGCUAUGGGGUGGCAACACCUUUUGGCUCCGAUUGGAAGGAUCACAUCAAUCUUGCGAUUCUCGCUUUACAAGAGAGAGGAGAGCUGAAGAAGUUGGAGAAUAAGUGGUGGUACGAUCGCGGGCAGUGUGAUCAAGGCAUCACUGUGGAUGGUUCCUCAGCCUCGCUCAACCUAUCAAAAGUGGCAGGAAUCUUCUAUAUCCUGAUGGGUGGCAUGAUAGCAUCGAUGAUAGCAGCUCUUGGCGAAUUCCUCUACAGAUCAAGAAUAGAAGCAAGAAAGGCGAACUCAAACUCACUUGUCGGCAAUUUUGCGAAGAACCUAAAAUCGGCUUUAUCGUCACAAUUGCGGCUGUCCAUCCAAGGAGGCGCCGUUGCACAGCCUGGCACUCAAUCCCACGAAGCCCUCAAACGACAGCAAGCCGCCUCAUUUCUUCCUGCAUCGAACAGCGAAGAAAAAAGUGACAACACUGCUGGGGUAGACAGAGGCAGCGUCUCAUUUGCAUACAACACUGCUGUUUAG